GGAUAACGUCAUCGUGGCGUCACCACAGCGUCCUCUCUGAUAGGGUGGAAAAGCUGCGGGGGAAAAGCCGCGGGUUUAAACAACACACCGACCUCCUUGCCAUCAAACAAACGUUUCGUGUCUGGAUUUAGUGUCAGUUUGUGCCGGUGAAACUGCUCAAACAUCGCGAUGGACGUUUCUCCCCGUGGCGGUGAAGUUGAGGAGAUUUCCGAGAAACUGGAAAAGUCUUUAUCCAUGGAUACAGACGACAAGAUGGAAGCUUACCACAGAUUCAUUCAGAAAGGUAAAGACGCCAUCAGACAAGGGGAGAUGCACAAAGCGCUGGAGUUGUUCAAACUGGGGUACGACCUCCACCAGAGUCAGAAACUUCAAACGAGGAUUAAGAAAAUCGAAGAAUUUAUUGCUCAGAACGACUUGGAGGAGGAAGAUGAAGAGUUUGUCAACAUCAACAACAGCGGUCUGAUGCUCUUUAAAGACUUGCACGACAAACUCUAUGACUACCAGAGGAGCGGCGUGGCCUUCCUCUACAGCCUCUACAGAGACGGUCGGAAAGGCGGGAUCUUAGCGGACGACAUGGGUCUGGGUAAAACCAUUCAGGUCAUCUCAUUCCUCUCUGGUAUGUACGACAACGAGCUGGUCAAUCACACACUGCUGGUCAUGCCGACGUCACUCAUCACAAACUGGACCAAGGAGUUUGCCAAGUGGACUCCCGGCAUGAGGGUGAAGGAGUUUCAUGGAACCAACAAACGAGAGAGGACCAGGAACUUGGAGAAAGUCCAGAAGAGGGGUGGCGUCAUCAUCACCACGUACACUAUGCUCAUGAACAACUGGCAGCAGCUGUCCUCGUACAACGGCAAAGAGUUCACGUGGGACUACAUGAUCCUGGACGAGGCACACAAAAUAAAAACAACGGCCACCAAAACGGCCAAAAGCGCCUGCGCCGUACCGUCGAAGAACCGAGUUCUCCUCACAGGAACUCCGGUCCAGAACAACCUGAGAGAAAUGUGGGCGCUCUUCGACUUCGCUUGUCAAGGAACGCUCCUCGGCACGGCGAAAACGUUCAAAGCAGAGUAUGAAAAUCCAAUCACCCGGGCCAGAGAGAAGGACGCCACUCCGGGAGAAAAGGCUCUCGGGUUCCGGAUGUCUGAGAACCUCAUGGUCAUAAUAAAACCCUACUUCCUCCGCAGGACGAAAUCAGAAGUGCAGAAGAACAAAAUGAACGGCGCACAUCCUCACACAGAGGAGCAGGCGGACGGCAGCGACGGCCUAGUCCCACAAGAACACCAAGACUCUGGGGCGGUGAUGCCAACGCUGACGAGGAAGAACGACCUGAUUGUGUGGACGUACCUGAGCGCCGCUCAGGAGGACAUCUAUCGACAGUUCAUCACACUGGACCACAUCAAGGAGCUGCUCCUGACCACCAGGUCGCCUCUCGCCGAAUUAAACAUUUUGAAAAAGCUGUGCGACCACCCGAGACUGCUCUCUGCCGGAGCCAUCGCCAAGCUGGGUUUGGAGGAGAGCGCAGCUGAACACCAGCAGGAGGACGACGUGGAGACGGACUCUCACAGCAUCGCCAACGUCCCCGACAGCACGUUAAUAUCCGAGUCCGGGAAACUCGUUUUUCUGUUUGCGCUUCUCGAGCAGCUCCAACAGGAAGGCCACCGCACGCUCGUCUUCGCUCAUUACAGGAAGGUGCUCGACAUCAUCGAACGCAUCCUGGGCAACAGAGGCUUCAAAGUGCUGAGGCUGGACGGCACAAUAAAGCAGAUGGCCGAGAGACAGAGGCGCAUCACUCUGUUUCAGACAGACAAGCGCUACACCGUCCUCCUCCUGACCACCCAGGUCGGCGGAGUCGGCAUCACCUUGACGGCAGCGAGCAGAGUCGUGAUCUACGAUCCCAGCUGGAACCCGGCGACAGACGCCCAGGCCGUGGACAGGGCGUACCGCAUCGGGCAGACGGAGAACGUGGUCAUCUACAGGCUGAUCACCUGCGGCACGGUGGAGGAGAAGAUUUACCGACGGCAGGUUUUCAAAGACUCCCUCAUCAGACAGAACACCGGAGACAAGAAGGACCCGUUCAGAUACUUCAGCAAACAGGAGCUGAAGGAGCUCUUCACCCUGGAGGACACCCAGUCCUCGGCCACACAGCUGCAGCUUCAGGCCCUGCACUCCAGACACCGGCAGACAGACCCUGAGCUGGACGAGCACAUCGCCCAACUCCACGCCAUGGAGAUGUUCGGUAUCUCCGACCACGACCUCAUGUUCUCCCUCGACGUCCAACACGACGGGGCGCUGGAGGACCAGCAGGAGCAACAUUACAUCGAAGGGCGGGUCCACAAGGCUCAAGAGCUGAUGAAGGCGGAGUCGGAGUUGCAAAUGCAGCUGGUGGAGAGCAUGGCUUCCAGCACAGAGCCGGCGUGGCUCAGACAGCCGCCGGACGGCAACAACAGAGAGCGGCCCCGCGAGAGAGAACCAAGAAAUCCAAGACCGAGUCCGUCAUAUCCUCAACAUGACGGAGACCUAAACCGCUCACCGGUUGUGGUGGAGCUGGACCGCUCGGGUUCUGGCAGCGAGGAUGUCCAGCAGAAUCUGAGCAACCAGGUUAUAAAUCUGACUUCAGACGAGAGCGUGACGGAAGAACCUGCUGCUGAAGUCUCAGAGCAGAACCUGGAUUCACCGAGACACCGGUCUGUCCCGCAGGACGGGAGCUGCCUGGAAGCAGCAGACGCCUCCUCUCAGGAGGUGAUGGAGAAGUCUCUGGAGAUGGUGGAGGCUGCAGGUGAUGUGGCAGAUGCCUCCAUGCAAGAACUAAUGGACCAAUCAGCGAUGUCGGAGGCCGCGGUCGCUCCAGCAGGUGAACGCAGCCUGUCGUACGUCACAGCGUUUGAUGAGAACCAACAAAACGGAACCUCACACUCAAAAUGCGAGGACUCUGAGAUGGAGCUGGGUCACGCUUACGUCACGCCGCUGCAGAACAAAAGACUGUCUGUCUUACAAGCUUCAAGCUCAAGCUUCAGAGCAGAAACGUCGUCCAGAGUCAGCACCGGCCUCGAGUCCUUCGAAGGAAACUUCAACUUACAGCUGGAGGACAGCGACGCCUUCUCAGACAACGACGCUCAGGAUCCUGUGGAGACGGAGGCGGAGGAGAGGAAGCUGUUGGCAGAGCUGCAGGUGGAGGGGAGUUUCGACGUCAAUAGAUCUCUGUGUGAGAGGAAACACAAAGACGCACAGAGCCUCAACAACGGCCACGCCUCCCAUAUGGAAGAGUCUGUGAACGACUCCAUCGUAGCUCCCAGGAAGAAAAGAGCAGCAGUGAUCUACGAUAGUGAUGAUGGCGAUGAUGGUGAUUGUGAUGAUGAUGAUGAUGAUGAUGAUGAUGAUGAUGAUGAUGAUGAUGAUGAUGGUGGGAGGCAACUUGAAAACUCCUUCCAGGUGCUCGGAGCCUCCACUCCUCGAUCAGCGCCCUCUGGCUCCACCCCUCUCCGGUCCAGAAAGAGUGUCGGGGGAAACACCUCCGUGGCCUCCCGCCUCUCCCUCCUCCUGUCAAUCAUCGAAGACGUGGAGAACCACAAACAGGACUUGGUGGAUGAGGAGGAGGAGGAGGAGGAGGAUGAUGAUGAUGAUGAUGAUGAUGAUGAGGAUGAUGAGGCCGAAGAGUCAGACAUCAUUGAUCCAUCUCAUGGCAAGGCAAGUCUGUUCAUGCAGCACCAUUCACACACAGCUGUUACAUCAAAACAAAAAUGAAUAAGUGAUUAUCAAUAAUGAAAAUACUCAUUAGUUGCAGCCUCAUCACAUGGAGAGAAAAUCACAAGAUGAGAUGAACCUUUAUUGAUCCUCCGUAGAGGAAAUUCAAAUGUGACCCAACAGCAACAUAAAAGAAAAAUAAAAUAAAAUAAGAAUAGAAACAGAAUCUGACAUAAAUAAGAUUUAAAGUAUUUAAUUAGAAAUACUGUCUAAAAAUAAAUAAUGAAGGAGUCUUUCUCGAGUUGAAGGAUGGAUG
Messenger RNA from Seriola aureovittata, 4000 nucleotides. RefSeq names its product excision repair cross-complementation group 6-like (gene ercc6l). The record is from RefSeq and is a predicted model, not a curated record. Lineage: Eukaryota; Metazoa; Chordata; Actinopteri; Carangiformes; Carangidae. The coding region runs from base 169 to 3744 and encodes 1191 amino acids. The transcript has 3 exons. Gene Ontology annotation, molecular function: DNA translocase activity; ATP-dependent chromatin remodeler activity; ATP binding.